Suricata suricatta (meerkat) is the source of this 2399-nucleotide messenger RNA. It is a transcript of the gene B3GNT7, whose product is annotated as UDP-GlcNAc:betaGal beta-1,3-N-acetylglucosaminyltransferase 7. Gene Ontology annotation, molecular function: hexosyltransferase activity. The record is from RefSeq and is a predicted model, not a curated record. The coding region runs from base 1 to 1362 and encodes 453 amino acids. Gene Ontology annotation, cellular component: membrane. Lineage: Eukaryota; Metazoa; Chordata; Mammalia; Carnivora; Herpestidae. The transcript is spliced from 2 exons.
AUGAGGGCCACCCCCAACUUCUCCAAAGUGGCCCAAGUCGGUGUCCAGGCUGCACUUGCCCAUCUGGGACUGCAGCUCCGAACAAAGCUGCUGGGCAAAGUCACAGGGCACAGGGCACUCACGCUCUCCUCUCUCCUCUGUGCCACCCUCCAUCCCCUCACCCCCAGGAAGAAAACUGUCUACAAGAGUGUGUGCCUGUCCCUGGCCCUGCUCGUGGCCGUAACGGUAUUCCAGCGCAGCCUGACUCCCAGCCAGUUUCUGCAGGCGCCCCCGCCCCCCACCCUAGAGCCACAAAAGGCGCAGAAACCAAGCGGACGCCUGGUGAACCCCAACAGUUUCUGGAGGAACCCGAAGGAUGCGGUCGCCCCCACGCCCGUGGCCUCACGAGGGCCCCAGACUUGGGACGUCAACGCCACCAACUGCUCGGCCAAUAUCAACUUGACCCACCAGCCCUGGUUCCAGGGCCUGGAGCCGCACUUCCGGCAGUUCCUGUCCUAUCGCCACUGCCGGUACUUCCCCAUGCUGCUGAACCACCCGGAGAAGUGCCACGGGGACGUCUACCUGCUGGUGGUGGUCAAGUCGGUCAUCACGCAGCACGACCGCCGCGAGGCCAUCCGCCAGACCUGGGGCCGGGAGCAGGGGGUGGCGGGCCCGGGCCGCGGCGCCGUGCGCACCCUCUUCCUGCUGGGCACGGCCUCCAAGCAGGAGGAGCGGGCCCACUACCAGCAGCUGCUGACCUACGAGGACCGCCUCUACGGCGACAUCCUGCAGUGGGACUUCCUCGACAGCUUCUUCAACCUGACCCUCAAGGAGAUCCACUUCCUCAAGUGGUUCGACAUCUACUGCCCCCAGGCGCACUUCAUCUUCAAGGGCGACGACGAUGUCUUCGUCAGCCCCACCAACCUGCUCGAGUUCCUGGCUGACCGGCAGCCCCAGGAGGACCUGCUGGUGGGCGACGUCCUGCAGCACGCCAGGCCGAUCCGCAAGAAGGACAACAAGUACUACAUCCCGGGCGCCCUGUACGGCAAGGCCAGCUACCCGCCGUACGCGGGCGGCGGGGGCUUCCUCAUGACGGGCCGCCUGGCCCGCCGCCUGCGCCACGCCUGCGACACCCUGGAGCUGUACCCCAUUGACGACGUCUUCCUGGGCAUGUGUCUGGAGGUGCUGGGCGUGCAGCCCACGGCCCACGAGGGCUUCAAGACGUUCGGCAUCUCCCGGAACCGCAACAGCCGCAUGAACAAGGAGCCCUGUUUUUUCCGCUCCAUGCUCGUGGUGCACAAGGUGCUGCCGGCCGAGCUGCUGGCCAUGUGGGGGCUGGUGCACGGCAACCUCACCUGCGCCCGCAGGCUCCAGGUGCUCUGAGCCCGGCCCGGGCGCCGCCGGGGCUCCUGAGCCCUGGGAGUCAUGGGGCUGGAGCCACAGAGCCAGGAUGCGGACCGCGGUCCCCCGCAGGGUGGUGGAGGGUGGGGGCCGCAUGUGCCCCCAGGUGGGAUGGGGUGCAGGUAGCCGGAAGGGGGGCCUCCCUGCACAGAGAUUCCCCAGAAAGUGGAGCGGAGGCCCAGGACCAUUUGGAACCUCCCAGACAGUUCAAGGAUCACCUUGGAAGUGAGGCCACCCACCACAGGUCACCCCCCGACCUGGGUUCCCAGCUCCAUUCUCUGUGACCUGGUGGAGGCCCUGGUGGCCUCCGUAGGAACCCUGUGCUCAGGUGCAUGCGGGUGAGGCCCGGCCUCAGAUGGGCCUGUGGCAGCCCUCCUGCCUUCACAGAGAAGGUUCUGGUUCUCCCAUGAAAUGCCUCAGUGUCCCCGCAAGCUGCCCCUUCAGGAGAAGCUCCGCCCUGUGCAGGCUCACAGGCCCCCCACCACCACCCGAUUCACAGUCCUGGCCCCCGGGUCUCCAGGAGAUGGAACCUCAGAAGGCCCUCAGCGCCACCCCUGCCCCCAGACUCACCAGGCAUUGCCGCUCGGUGUCUGCUCGCUCCCAGGUGGCCUCAGUCCUGGCCCGGUCCCUAUGACACUCCAUCCGCCCCUGUCUGGACGCGCGGCUGGCCGCUCUGACUACCUCAGCAAUCCUCGGAACCUCUGGACGGGCUGCAGCCCCCCACACACCCCCGGCACAGGGCCAGAGAGCAGUGCUCCGGCCACCAACCUCCCCUCCACGGUCACCGUGCUGCCCAGCAGCCAAGGGCCCCAUGCGGUCCCACCGAGGCCUGGCUCCCCGGCCGGAAACAAGCUGGUUUGGCCCUGGAGUUGGACAUUCCUCUAUUACUGUGAAGUUUUAUUUAUGAAGAAUUUGGAGGGAGAGAGUGCCAGGCCUCAGAAGAUGGUGGUGUUCCUCCUUCCCUCACUGCAGCAAGAUUCCACCUCCCUUGCCCAGUCGCCCCCCCCCCGAGCCCCCCC